CAAAGAUGCUUUGUUUCGUGUGCUUUGAGAUGCACUACACCGGAGUGGGUCUCAUCGGCAGCUACACAAUCAAUUUGGACACAAUGAAGCAAGGUUACCGCUAUGUGUAUUUGGAAGAUAACGAGGGCACGGCUCUGUCGCCUGUGGCGUUGUUCGUGCAUCUGCGACUAGAAACAAAGCCAGCCUAUGACUAUCGCAAAAAUGACGAGGCGCGGCAGAAAGUGGCAGCCAGGGCCGCAGGAACACAGGCCCCUCCCAAUGCAUUAGCGAGUAAAACGUCAGCACCACUUCACCAUAGCAACAGCGUACCCGCCCAACACUACAGCCCCACCAAUGGCCACGUCAACGGCAACACAUCAGCACAUAGGCAGCAAAGCUACAACGCCCCUGGGUUUAUGAUGCCACCACCCGCAUUCCAAUGCUCACCACAGCCACCACAGCCACCCCACGCACAACAACAACACCAACCACCACCAUUGCCAUAUGCACAACCACAACCAUCACCACAAGCACCGUCACACACACACGCACAAAACACACAGCAGCCUCAACAGGCAAACCAAUACCCCCCACAGCCACAUUAUGCCCCUGCUCUUCCGCCCCGGCCAUCACCUCGUGCGCAACAGCCAAUCCAACCGCAGUACCAGUACGCACCUCCGACUGCUUAUAGCUAUGGCGGUCCACCACCCCACCCCAAUGCCCCAAUGCCUCGCGGCUAUCAACCGAACGAGGCUUCCCCUUCGCCGGUGCAUCAAACGUUGCCCCAUCCAUCAACCCCACACCCACACCCACAGUCACAGUCAUAUCAACAGCAGCGUCCACCCUCAUAUGGACUUGGGCCCGAAUCACGGCUCACUCACAACCCACGGCCACCUCAACACCACAGCCCAACCACGACUGUCGCCUGUCCCUACUGCACUGUGCAGUUUGAGGGCGUCGCAGGCACCACCAUGACAUGCCACGUGUGCUUGGGUGUGUUCACAGGAUGAUGUGCACAUACUCAGCACUGCAGCACGUACGUACGACUAGGUCACACGCUGUGUGCACGGGGAUGUAUCAGAGGAUGAUAUAGACCUAAUGGACACUGGUCACUCACUGCCCUCGUGCAUUUCUACGGCGCCGUUGAGUUCUCGAACAUGGUAGGCUAGUAGGCAGUGCAGUAACAUUUCAUGUAUGGAUCAGGUGUUUAUCUGGCGAUAAGCGCACAUCCAAUGAGUUAAGGGUAGCUGAAGUGGAUGAAUGUACGCAGCCACUUGUGCCUUUUUAUGGCGAUCUAUGGGCAAACAGUUGUGCCGUUCUACGAAGGCCUGUGGGAGUGUAUCAUAGCUACAUCCUAGCAGCCACUUGUGCCUUUCUAAGGAGAUCUAUGGGCAAACAAUUGUGACGUUCUACGAAGGCCUGUGGGAGUGUAUCAUAGCUACAUCUUAGCAGCCACUUGUGCCUUUCUAUGGAGAUCUAUGGGCAACAAUUGUGCCGUUCUACGAAGACCUAUGGGAGUGCAUCCUAGCAACUACUUGUUCUUUUCUGUGGAGAUCUAUGGGAAAUCAAUUGUGUCCAUCUACGAAGAUUUAUAGGAGUGCAUCCUAGCAGCCACUUGUGCCUUUCCAUGGAGAUAUAAGGGCAAACAAUUGUGCCUUUCUACUAAGAUCUAUGGGAGUGCAUCAUAGCAGCCACUUAUGCCUUGCAAUGGAGAUCUAUGGGCAAUCAAUUGUGUCUAUCUACAAAAAUGUAUGGGAGUGCAAUAUAGUAAGCACAUUGUUCCUACAGCCACGUCAGAUACACAUACCUGCCCUGUAUGGGUCUGUGCACCAGUUAGCAAUCAAGUACUCGUGUUUUGUGUUUGUCUUGUUGUCUGGUAGAUUAUCGCUCUACCGACACACUGUGUGUGUAUAAUGAGUGCGAACAAGUGCAUCACCCGGAGAAGUGGGACCAACGCCACAUAUGCGGAUGGGCAUGAAGGAGGACGCUUCUAUAGCGCCAUCGUGAUCGUGAGAAGUAUCUCGAAGACUGCAAGUGGCCACUUGGGUUUUCGGACCGACGGCAGUGAGAUGUAGGUAUGAGCUGCGACUGAUUUAGUUUGUAACUGGUCAAGAGUCUGAGUCAAUGAAUCAGCUUGAACUAUACCGCUAUAUGCUAGAGUAGUUGUCAGUUAACAAGUAUAUCUUGGUGGCGCCAGGAGAUUAGAAGAUUAAACGAAUCGACCUGACAAGACAUCCAUUGAUUGAAGUGCACGGGGAGGAGUACCUCGUUGGAUCAUAAUUCGCGGGAGGUCUAUAAAAAAACGGAAAGUCAC
Molecule: messenger RNA, 2293 nt
Organism: Sphaeroforma arctica JP610
Lineage: Eukaryota; Ichthyosporea; Ichthyophonida
Exons: 6
Coding region: 6-989 (327 amino acids)
Source: RefSeq, a predicted model, not a curated record